This is a messenger RNA of Salvia splendens (bonfire salvia), 1098 nucleotides long. RefSeq lists its product as uncharacterized. Bases 14 to 802 code for a protein of 262 amino acids. The record is from RefSeq and is a predicted model, not a curated record. Lineage: Eukaryota; Viridiplantae; Streptophyta; Magnoliopsida; Lamiales; Lamiaceae. The transcript has 10 exons.
AGAAAGUAGAUGGAUGGGAAAGACGAUGGCCAUCUCCACAAUAUCUCUUCUACUCAUCUCCUUUGCAGCUUCUCAAUCUCAGGAUAUCAACAGUGGUACUUCAAGAAAUCUUAAAGAAGGACACCAAGAAGUUCAUUGCUCAAGAGAGAGGAGUCGAGCAGCCUGGAAGAUCAUAGAGGAGUAUCUUACACCUUUUGUGGAGAAAGAGAAAUAUCAACUUCCAAGCAGAUGCAGGCUCCAUCCAAGCAGCGAUUUAUUCAGGGAUCAGGAGGAGCAUAAAACUCACUUUGACAUAAAUGAUUGGCGAUGUGGUUAUUGUAAGAAAAUCUUCCGAGCAGAAAAAUAUUUGGAUCAGCAUUUUGACAACAGGCACUACAAUCUUCUAAAUGUUAGUCAUGGCAAAUGCUUGGCGGAUUUAUGCGGAGCUUUGCAUUGCGAUUAUGUGAUUAAUUCACAAUUGCAUAAAGCCAAGUGUACUCCUGGAGCUGCUUCAAGGAACCGUCACUUGUGUGAGGAUCUUGCAAACAACUGUUUUCCUGUGAAUAAGGGCCCAUCGGCUACUCGCCUACAUGAAUUCUUUUUACAUCAGUUCUGCGAUGCACAUACUUGUUCAAAAGGAGUAAAACCGUUCUCUCGGGGAGGCAAGAAGCAUAGCAGCAUAUUGUACUUGGCGGCUUCGGUACUGAUAUUGAUGUUCGUUCCUAUAUUUUACUUACUUGUGUACCUGUCUCGGAGGGGGAAAAAAGGAACGACACAGCUCACGCGCGUAGCAAGACCUGGGAGAAAACCAAAACCCUCUUGAUGGAAUCAGGUGAAUGAGCACGGCACAUGCACAAUAUCUUGCUGUCCGAUUCAGAUCUGCAGUUGAGGCGUGUUCACCGAGAAUAACCCCAAGAUUCUGGUGAUAUAACAACUGAAAAUUAGCUGCAUUGCUUUAUUUUCUUUUCUUUUCUUUUCUUUUCUUUUAUAAUUGUUGUGACACUGCUUCAUUGAACACAUCUUGUAGACUAGUUUAAAAAUUGAGGGCUCUGUACAAUGCUCUUAAGUGUAUAUACAGCUUACAAAUUACACAGAUUUUUCUUCGUUAUUUUUGACAAA